CCACAGUUCUUCGUCAUGCUGCUGACCGUGUUCCUGCUGGAGCUCGUCGUGGCCGUCCUCUUCUUCGUCUACACGGACCAGAUUGACACGUACGCCCAGCGCGACCUGAAGAAGGGGCUGCACUUGUACGGCACGGAGGGGAACAUCGGCCUCACCAACGCCUGGAGCAUCAUUCAGACGGACUUCCGGUGCUGCGGGGUCUCCAACUACACGGACUGGUUCGAGGUCUACAACGGCACGCGGGUGCCCGACUCCUGCUGCCUGGAGUUCAGCGACAGCUGCGGCCUCCACUCGCCCGGCACCUGGUGGAAGGCGCCCUGCUAUGAGACAGUGAAGAUCUGGCUUCAGGAGAACCUCCUGGCCGUGGGCAUCUUCGGGCUGUGCACGGCGCUGGUCCAGAUCCUCGGCCUCACCUUCGCCAUGACCAUGUAUUGCCAGGUGGCCAAAGCGGAGACCUACUGUGCGUAGAGCCAGCUGGCCACCCAACCCUGCUUCUCCCCCAAAGGACACGGGAACCUUCCCUUCAUGUUCAUUCACCCCACUUAGUUCCCCUUGUAAACGGCUUCCUCCUGGUGUGCCCCAGAGGCCCUCAAGCCCGAGAACAAAGAGGAGGGAGAAGGCUGAAGAUGGGAGCCCCAGGGGGGCCCCUGGGAGGCCGUUGGAGCCGUGGCAGACCGACCCAAAGCUCCAUUCUGUCAUCUUGUCUGCUAGUUUGCCCCGGGAAUGGCUUGGGGCCUGGUACAGCGGGCACCGGGGCUCAGCUUGUCCCUUCCUCUUGCUUGGCCAGGGGGUGGCAGCCCCCCAGCCUCCAGAGCCCAGCCUAGGAGGCAUCUCCUUCCCUUCAAAACAAUCUUGUCCAAGUUACGUGGGGCCAGGGGGCCCCAUCUGCUCGGAGGAAGGUCGGCGUCCCUUCCCUGGCCGCCCAUCAUCACCUUGGGGGCAGCGGGAGUCUCCCGUGCACCGAGCCCCAGCGGGCUGCUGCGUGCCCCCAGAGCCCAGCCUAGGAGGCAUCUCCUCUCCGAGGCCCAGUUGCAUUAUCUGGGACCAUUGGGACAGGACGGGCAGCCCUGUCGGCCCAGAGGGAGGUCAGCGUCCCCUCGCCUGGCCGUCCAUCGUCGCCUUGGGGGGCCUCCUGCUCCCCGGCCCAGCAGGCUGGCGCGCCCCGGCGGGAGCCGCUGGCUCUUCCUAUUGAACAUUCCAGGCCAGACUCCAGGCCGGAGGUGGCCCUCGAGGAGACUCCUCUCCCACUGCGGCCCCUGAAGCCACUUUUGUGUUUGCAGAUUUGUCCUGACUCCAGUAAACUGUUGUGAGUGCCCAGCA
This is a messenger RNA of Gracilinanus agilis (Agile Gracile Mouse Opossum), 1320 nucleotides long. RefSeq names its product tetraspanin 4 (gene TSPAN4). Bases 16 to 468 code for a protein of 150 amino acids. Gene Ontology annotation, cellular component: membrane. The transcript has 5 exons. Lineage: Eukaryota; Metazoa; Chordata; Mammalia; Didelphimorphia; Didelphidae. The record is from RefSeq and is a predicted model, not a curated record.